AUGAUGCUACGACUGACUGUGCUAAUGCUGGCUUUGGCCACUGCCUCCCCUGUAUUGUCCCAACUCAAUGCGACAGCGAAUACUACAUUUCUCACGUUUCAAAAUGAAAGAUUGUCUUUUACAAUCGACAAGACAACGGGAUUUUUGGGUCAUGUCCAUUUGGAUGGCCACGAUCUUCAAGGGCCACAGUCCAAUACGUCAGGACGGGGUUAUUACGAGUGUCAUUGUGUUCCGAGCAGCUACCAGGUCGCAGAUUCCGACAUUUAUCAUGUUGGUAUGAACGCCACGUUCGAACUACUCCAAGGGAACGAUAUCUCCGGCCAACCCUACGUCGGAUCAUUCAUGCAAGAGGUUCUUCCUAUCGGUCAUACAUUUCAGCAGUGGUACUUCCUUCGCCCUAACGAGACAGGAAUCCACAACUUCGCCCGGCUCAUUUAUUCUAAUUCAUCAUCUGGUUUCCCCUUCGAGGACGGAGGCAUUCCUGUCCGCGAGAUACGCGAAGUCUUUCAAUUCAACACCACGCUCUGGAAAACUGCUUCCACUAAUCCCCAGCUCAACAUGUCAAUACCAUCUCAGGACGCUAUCACGCCUGCUGUUCAAGUUCAAGACGCCACAUGGAGCUUGGGUGGCACACCCGAUGAACCGUUCAUGGUUGAAACGAGUACGUGGUGGACGAAGUAUGCUUUAGCGGACGCAUAUAGGUAUAGGAAGGCCCACGGGCUUUACGGCGUCGACGAAGAUGGAACAGCGUACGGCGCAUGGAUGGUCUCGCUGACGCAGGACACACUAUUUGGAGGGCCGACGCACUACGAUCUUCUCCUAGAUGGGAUGAUUGGCGUACCGGAGGGCUCUGCGAACCUGCAGAGAAUACCUCAUAUUUACUAUUACUUCGCAUCUAGCCACCAAGGUGCCGCUACCUCAAAUUUGACUUCUGAAGGAUAUGACCGUACAUGGGGACCUCAGAUUCUGUACUUCAACAAAGGCUCUCAGGCGAGCCUCUCCGAGCUUCGUGCGGACGCAGAAUCUGCCACCUCCCUCGAUUCCUACGCCGAUUUCUAUACCGCGAUAGCUCCGCAGAUACCAGGCUUCGUGGCACCAUCGAACCGAAGCACCUUCUCACUAAGUAUCUCCGUUCCGCAGAGUGCUGACGAUGCUGUAGCUGUACUCAGCGCCGAUGGCUGGGACUUCCAGUCUAACGUUCUAGACCAGAGCACAUUUCAGUACUGGGGAGAAAUCGAUUCAAAUGGGCACGUCGAAAUCCCGAACGUUCGGGCUGGAACAUAUAGGUUGACAGUGUAUGCAAAAGGUGUAUUCGGUACCUUCAUUGUCCGGAAUAUCACAGUACCAGAGGCACAAGCAAUCGUACUCUCCAAUAUGACUUGGGUCGAGGAGAGCACAGGUGUUGAGCUGUGGCGUCUCGGUACACCAGACCGCACCGCUGGAGAAUAUCGCCACGGUUUUGCUCCCGCCGAAAACGAGACCUAUCAUCCGAUGCAAUAUCGUCAAUACUGGGGUGCUUAUAAUUUCACCGAGGACUUUCCACAGGGUGUCAACUUUGAGAUCGGAGCGAACGACGUCUCUGUGGAUUGGAACUAUUGUCAGUUCGCUGAAAGAAACAACUUUACCAUCAGAUUCGGGAUCGAUGAAGAUCAAGCCAUCUCACUACUGAAUACCACCAAUGCAAUAUUCACAGUGAUCCUCGCAGGAGCGGUUGGCCCCACCGGCAACGAAGACUUUUCGUCUCUCGCCUUCUCCGACUUCCCGCUCACCGUUCAAGUCAACAACCAAUCGCUACUCGAGUGGAUCAUCCCUUCGAAUGUAUCUUCGUCAUGUAUCACCAGAAGCGGCAUCUCUUGUUUCGUGGUGGACCAUCAAUAUGUAUUCCCGAGGGACUGGUUGCUGGAGGGGCCGAACACGUUUACGUUGGGUCUGUCGCCGGGGUCUGGAACAAGAGCGAUGUAUGAUGCCUUGAGGUUGGAAGACUUGUUUGCAUUGCCCAGCCCUCCUGAAGUGAAUGAGACAUACGACAAAGCUCCGUUAGUUCGGAUGCCUGAUCGAGCAGACGACCUGGAAUCUCUGCUGAAAGCAUUCUACUUCGGUUACGAACUUCCGUUUCCCAGACUCGAUCCACGCACGCCAGAUGCAGUACGGUCCAUCCUCUUGAUGGCCAACAAAUACCAGGUCGACUUCGUACGCCGCAUCAUCGUGACGCGUCUAGAGUCAGAUUGGCCUCAAACCAUAGAAGCUUGGCAGCGACUUGAACACGAAAUCGAAGGCAUGAGGGAGGAUGCACGUGGUGGAGUGUGGAACGGGACUCGUGGUCCCUCCCUCGAGCUUGAUAAUGCACUCCCAGAACCCGCAUCCGCCAUUCGGCUCGCACGCGAGUGCAAUAUCCCAUCCAUUCUCCCACCUGCUUUCUAUCAUCUAUCUCGUCUCUCAAUCGAGGACGAUUGGGACCUCGUGCGCAGCUAUGGGCCGAAGAAACUCACGGACGUUCGCAAGCCACAACUCUCCUAUGGCUUUCGCUCUGCAAGAUGGUCUCUACUUCGCGCGGAAGACUUUAGGUGCUUGCUGGUUGGCAAAUUGGCUAUUGAGAAGCACCGCGCGUGUCACAGUGGCCUUCUCCCCUGUCGACGGAGUGACGGUGGCGACGCAACUGACGACUGGGAGGAAUGCGCCUUGGAGGAUGAGCCGGAGAACCUCAAGAAUUUCAAUGACCGGAUCCGAGACGCCAGCACCUCGGAUACAGACUUAUUGAAGGUUUUUGGUCGUGAACAGAAGUAUUUCAUGGAAUCUUGGCUGUUCUGUUGGGAGUGUAGGGAGCAGAUUGAGAAUCAGCUUAAUAUUUGGAAGAAAUUGCCAGAGUACUUUGCGCUUCCUUGAUAUGCUAUUUGUUGAAAAGGCGAGGAUCGUGCGACUUAGGCUUCCCAGAGCCGCACACGUUUCUCACCCUGUCGUGAUGGGCCGUCUCGGCUCUAGAGGAAGAGAUAUCGAGCAGAGAGCCACUAUGAGCCUCUUGUUGCCUAUACCCAUUCAUUGCGUCGAUCCUCGAUUAUUCACGCAACCGUAGGCCUCUUCCGAUUGUAACAUAUGUCCCAGGGGUGACUUCACAGAGUGAUGAC
Stereum hirsutum FP-91666 SS1 is the source of this 3122-nucleotide messenger RNA. RefSeq names its product galactose mutarotase-like protein. Gene Ontology annotation, molecular function: catalytic activity; carbohydrate binding. Lineage: Eukaryota; Fungi; Basidiomycota; Agaricomycetes; Russulales; Stereaceae. Gene Ontology annotation, biological process: carbohydrate metabolic process. The record is from RefSeq and is a predicted model, not a curated record. Bases 1 to 2883 code for a protein of 960 amino acids. The transcript has 15 exons.